Molecule: messenger RNA, 834 nt
Organism: Carica papaya (papaya)
Lineage: Eukaryota; Viridiplantae; Streptophyta; Magnoliopsida; Brassicales; Caricaceae
Source: RefSeq, a predicted model, not a curated record
GCGAAUUUUGACAAUACAUUUGUCUUCGACAUGGCCGGAGUUAUCUCCCAAGCCCUACUCCGCCAUUCCAAAUUAUGCAGUUCUCAGUCGAUCAAAUCAGCACCUUUAAUAACUGUCCUAUCUUUCCAUCGCCACCGCUCAUCUACUCCCCAAUUCAUUGAAAUCGAACUCGACGAUUUAUCACUCUCCUCUUCUUCUUCUUCUUCUUCUUCUUCUUCUUCGUCAGACAAUAAUAGAGACUACGAGGUUUUGGCGGUGAAGAAGCUGGAGGACGUCGUCCGCAGGCUCCUCGUGCAGAAGUCCACACCCGAUUGGCUCCCCUUCAUCCCUGGCUCUUCCUUCUGGGUUCCGCCCCUUCUGCCGACGGGCUCAACCAAGAUCGUUGAUUUGUUUGACAUUUUGGCCAAUCCCUUGACCAAAGAGCAGUCCCUUUCUCUCACCACCUCUAUCGGCUGGCCUUCCUCAUCGUUCUUCAUCAAAGAUAAUUCAUCCACCCAGCAGGUGGAGGUGGAUAGUGCGGAAGUGCUGGCAGAUUCAGAAAGCACAACUGAAACUCAAGAUGAGGAUGACAACUAAAUCGUAUAUCUUGGUUUCAGUGCCUCGUCUCUAUUAAGUGGUCGAGGAAAAGCAGGCAGAACAAAAGUAUCUGAAUCAGGUGUUGCACAGAUGCAAUACUGGUAGUUUUGACUGCAGGAUCGGUUGCAGGAUGCAGCUUAAGCAGUUGUUAAAUAAGUUAAAGACUACCAUUCUAUUCUGCUUGGAAGUUGAUCCUGAUGUUAUUCGGAUCAUGUAAAUUUUCUUUGAACAAUUACAAGUUGGAUUUUUCCCUGAUGA